Messenger RNA from Mustela lutreola (European mink), 2329 nucleotides. RefSeq names its product interferon gamma receptor 1 (gene IFNGR1). Lineage: Eukaryota; Metazoa; Chordata; Mammalia; Carnivora; Mustelidae. Gene Ontology annotation, molecular function: cytokine binding; cytokine receptor activity. Gene Ontology annotation, cellular component: membrane. The coding region runs from base 107 to 1531 and encodes 474 amino acids. The transcript is spliced from 7 exons. Gene Ontology annotation, biological process: type II interferon-mediated signaling pathway. The record is from RefSeq and is a predicted model, not a curated record.
GUCCCUCCGAGCGCUGGUCGGCUGGUCCGGAAGUGACGCGAGGCUCCGGCUGUAGGCUGGACGCCGCGUUCUCUCGGGGCCGCUCCCGGAGUCACCUCCGAGCAGCAUGGCUCUGCAACUUCUGCUCCUCCUCGUCUUGCAGGUCGAGAGCUGGGCUGAGUUGAGCCCCGCGGAUCUGGAACUGCCUUCGGUGCCAGUACCAACCAAUAUUAACAUUAAGGCCUAUAACUUUAAUACUGUCCUAUAUUGGGACUACCCAACCAUGCCACAGACCCCUGUUUUUACUGUACAGGUAAAAACCUAUGGGAAUGCAGUAUGGAUUGAUGCCUGCAAUACCUCUCAGAACUUUUGUAAUAUCUUUUCCGUAAUUAAUGAUCCAUCACUUUCUCUCUGGGCCAGAAUUAAAGCUAGGCUUGGACAAAAAGAAUCGGCCUAUGUAGAGUCAAAAGAAUUUAUUCUGUGUAAACAAGGGAACAUUGGACCACCUGCAGUGGGUAUUAGAAAGAGGGAAAACCAAAUCAACAUUGACAUAUUUCACCCUUUAGUUAAUACAAGUGAAAAAAAGCCAAUACCCAUAUAUGAUGAAAAUUAUUGUCACAUAUUUACGUAUACUGUGUAUUUAAAAAUAAAUGGAAGUAAGAUUCAGUAUAAGUUGUCAGAAGAGAAUGAGGAUGAUUGCAAUGAGACUCAGUGCCACCUUGUUAUCCCAGUGUCCUCUCUGAGUUCGCACUACUGUAUUUCAGCAGAAGGGUUCUCAGAAGAUUGGUCUGUUAAAACUGAGAUGUCUGAUGAACUUUGUAUUACCACUUCUGAUGAUAACCACAUAAAAGAUUCUGUUUGGGUUCCAAUUGUUGCCAUUCUGCUUUUUCUAGUACUUAUUCUGGUAUUUGUAUAUUGUUACACUAAGAAGAUGAAUCCAUGUAAGAAGGAAAGCAUCAUGUUACCCAAGUCCUUGCUGUCUGUGGUAAAAAAUGCCUCUUCAGAGGCAAGGUCUGAACCAAAAUGUGUAUCACCCAUCACCUACCAGCCAAUUGUCCCAGAAAAUGAGAAGAUGGUCUGGGAAGACCAGUUGUCUCCAGCCACAAUUAUAAGUAUGCCCACUAAAGACAGCCUAGGAAAAACAGAACACCGAGAAGACGUUUCCAGUGAAAUCGAAGUGGUCACCGCUGAAGAAAAUAAUCCUGACACAGCUUCUGGUAGCCCUCUGACCCCAGGAAUGGGAGAGAGUUCUGUCCAUACAAGUAGUAACCAGUCUGAACCCUGUGUCAUCACCUUAAACUCCUAUCACUCCAGAAAUGGUUCCGAUAGUGGCGUUGUGGAAUCUGACAGCUUCUUAUCUGACUCAGAAUUUCCUCCAAAUAAUAAAACUGAAAUAAAGACUGAAGGACAGGAGUCCGUAGUGCUGAGAAACACUACCACCUCCUUUGGUUACGAUAAGCCGCAUGUGUUAGUGGAUCUGCUUGUGGAUGAAGGUGGUAAGGAGUCCUUGAUUGGUUAUAGACCGACAGCAGAUUCCAAAGAGUUUUCCUAAUCAACGAAGAUGUGCCUACUUUGAAGAAUCGGCUUUUCCCAUGUAGGUUUUCCUCUUUAUUUCCUGAAAGGAUCACCUUUCAGAAAUUGUAUCUUUGUCAAUAUUAACCAAAGAAGAGUAUCUGGGUUUACAUAAAGUGGCACUGUUAUAAUUGGUCUGAAAACUGCAGAGGCUUUGGAAAAAAAAAAAAAAAAAACAUUGUCACAGUUGGAAUUUUCCAUCUAGGUGGGCUGUUAGUGAAAACUCGUAAGAACCCUCCUUCCUAUGAUAGUAGGUGAGAUAGCCUAGGGUCCUUUCCAAUCACUUCCAAGACCUAGAAUAGAUUUUUUUUCUUCUCUGUACCUCAGCAUAUUUGUUUUUGGAAGUCUAUGUAUAUAGUGUGUGUGUAUAUAUAUAUAUACAUAUAUAUAUGUUUUUUUAAUAGAGCAUGAGAGCAGGAGUAAGGGGUGAUGAGAGGUCGAGGGAGAGCAAGAGAAUCUUAGGCAAGGUCCACACCCAGCACAGAAUCUGAUGUGGGGCUUGAUCCCAUGACCCUGAAGCCAUAACCUGAGCUGAAAUCAAGAGUCAGAUGCUUAACGGACUGAGCCAUCCAGGCGCCCCUAUGUAUAUAGUAUUUUUUUUAUACGUAGUAUUUUUAAAUGCUCACUUUCAGAAGAAAUCCUGAAAACUUCCUCAUAUUGAAUUUAAUUUCUAAUUCAAAUCAAUAGACUUAAUAAAGAAUAUGUAAAUAGAAACAUAUAUGUCUUUUUAUGGAACAUUGCAUUUGGAGACUUAUAAAUAAAGUAUUUUUAAAAUUCA